Messenger RNA from Orbicella faveolata, 2503 nucleotides. RefSeq names its product histamine H2 receptor-like. Gene Ontology annotation, molecular function: G protein-coupled receptor activity. Gene Ontology annotation, biological process: G protein-coupled receptor signaling pathway. The record is from RefSeq and is a predicted model, not a curated record. Lineage: Eukaryota; Metazoa; Cnidaria; Anthozoa; Scleractinia; Merulinidae. Gene Ontology annotation, cellular component: membrane.
AAAUGCUUCGUUGGAAAAUACUUAAAAUUCAAGCAAUUGAUUUUGCUUUCGGCAUGUCUCUGGAAUGGUGCCAAACGUAAACGCCCGUUAUUUUAAGUCGUUUGCACUAUUAUCACACUCGUUUGGCACAUAAUCACCACUUCACUUCACUUCUUGAAAUCAUUUUGUUUUCUUUCCCUUUUUACCUUUUUAAGAACCACGUGUUGUCAUAGCUACAACCAUUGUUGUAAAGGCGAUAUUUUCGGCCCGGUAUUCAGUUUUAUACUGUAUGCGGCCAAUAUACUAUUUGCACUUGACAUUUUCAACCAAAUUUUUUCAACAAAUACUCGCAAACUGUAAAACAGAUGACAAUAUUCCACGACUUUUUCCUUGUUGGGUUCGCAGGAAAACACCUUGUCGAAAUUAUUACAAUAUUUUUUAUUCACAUUGCUGGCAAUUAACGGAAAUACAAUAACAAGAGCAAGACAUUAUCUUCAGUGACAUCUUGGUUGCAUUGGUUCGACACAAACGGACUAGCUUUAUACAUCAAGCCGAAUGACCGGCGCUGAAUGCAGAUAUCAUCAGCGGCAUAAAAGAGGCUAGCUAUCAUUUGGUGGCGGAAACUGUGACAUUUUGCCAUCAGGAAGGGAUAUCGUGAAUUGAAAGCCAGAAAAUCAUUUUUUUUUUUUUACGGAAGCAAUAACGUCAGCAUUAUAAACUGGUUUUAACUCAAGAGCUUGACCAGUAGAUUACAGGAUAUCUGCAACAAAGCUUGUCCGAAUAUGUUGAAUUUUUCGUCGAAUUUUAGUCAUGUCAACACAACUGUGUUUAUCUAUGGACAAGAAGAAGGAAUACUUCAAGCGGUUUUUCUUGGUAUUAUUGUCGUGUUUGGCAUCGCUGGAAAUCUAUACAUCUGCAGCGUUGUUUACAAAAACAAGAAUUUGAGAAAUCCAACUUUUAUUUUCCUUUUUAAUCUUGCUAUAGCAAACAUUGGAGCGCUGAGCAUGUGUACUCCGUUCGCAUUCAUCAACAGUAUUCGUAGAAGAUUUACAUUGGAACAGCACUGGUGCCUCGUAAAUGGAUUUCUGAACAAUUUAUUCUUCUGCAUUUCGAUUUUUACCUUGUCUCUGAUCGCCGCUCAAAACUAUUUCACAAUUGUGAAGCAACCAUCUUGUGAAUGGCUCCAGAUUACGAAAAAAAGAGCGAAGUACCAUUUGAUAGGUCUUUGGACUCUUUGUCUCGUUUUUUCGUUAAUAUCGCUAGGUCCUUUCGAAAAUUGGAGUUACGUUGUAUUUAACCCGACUACGGCACAUUGUGGAAUAGCUUUUCCUGAUACAUUAGAAGACAAAUUGAAACUGGGAUUUCUUGCUCUGAUCGCAUUUAUUAUUCCAGUUUUAAGUAUGUCUCUCGCGUAUUGUCGAAUCUAUUUGAAAGUCAGUUCACACGAAGGAACAAUCAACCAAAGCAUAAAACGCCGACCUAAUCAGCUCCUUGCUGUUAGUAGGAAACUCGCGGUCACGCUGUGUCUUAUGUUUGGAACUUUCCUUAUCUGCUGGUUGCCGUUUUUCGUUUUGAUUGCACUAGCGGUCACCUUUAACGACGCCUCAAAUCUGCCACGUUACCUUGGCCGUAUUGCUUAUUGGACUGGAUAUCUCAAUUGCGCCAUUAACCCGUCCUUAUAUUGUUUGCGCUCGUCAGCCUUCAAAGACGUGAUUCGCCGGCGCUCGUCGUCUAGCGGAGAAGUUACAAACAAAACAUUUAAUAGCCGUCAGAGAGCAUUCUCUAUGCCCGCGAUAUCAGCUACCUUCAAGCGUCCUACAGUCAAAAAGAUGGAGAGACAAAGCUUUCCGUACACUGGGCGACCCGUGGGUUGGUUGCAAGAACUUGGAGUAAGUGCCGAGUUACACGUUGUUCGCUUGCGAGCCUUUUCCUGUUCUAGUUAUGAAUUAAAGGAGAAAGAACACCCAGAGAUAAAUGAAGAAAGAAAUACAGUGCUGUGCCGCGAAAAACCGAUCAGCGUGGAUGGCGUUCAAUUUGUCAGUGGAAAUAAUGGAUGUCAAUUAUGCGAGAGAGAUUUUAAAAGAACAUCUAUGACGUCCCAAGGACAACGUAUAAACCAAGAACUGAUCGAACCUAAUUUACCGACGGAAGCGGAAAGCCCUUGAGAUUGUAUUGUAACAUAUCAAAGAUAUAGCGCCUGAAUUAAUGGAAUAAUUUUGCCGAUACAUAAGUUACAUUAACUGCUUAUCACAGUUAUCAGUUUCCGCAGAUAUUGUACAUGGAAAUACAUCAAAAUUCGCUCUUCGUGAAGACCUUUUUGUUCCAAAAGUCAUGCAAACAUCAUUUUCGUAUUUCUGGCUCAAGAAACACACACUAAUUAACCUGAGAACGAAGGGAGUUUAUACAGAUAAGAGAGCCGCUUUAUAUCUGGUUUAUCAAAAAUGUCGCGUCUUCAACCCUUUUAUGUCUCCCCUGAUUCCUGCUCAGACUAACAUGAUGUCAGUGAGUUCAGUCCGCCUCACAG